AGCUGAUGCCCAAGUGCCAUGAUCGCGGUCAUGAUAUAUCACGUGAUACUGAAUGAUCUUGUUGUUUCUGCCCUUAUGUCAAACGAAGUCAGAUUGCCUGUGAGAAUUAUAAUGCAAAUGCCCGAUGAAGACUAUGCUAUACGGUAACAGCGAGAGCUGUCUGAUCUUCACAGAGCCUACGGAAAAUGCUUGCUUUCCAUUCGAGAUCGAGACUAGUCUUUGACAUAAAAACACUCCGACACCAUGUUCAUCGUCCUAGGCAGUUGAAUGUCAGUCUCCGGAGAAAAUAUGCCACUGCCAUUGCCGCGGAGACAAUCUUGCGCACUGCCCUUUUUUUCCCUGGUCAUGGGGUACAACGCGUGGGAAUGGCCAGUUCCUGGGUCAAUAAGUUCCCAAAGACAUCCGGAAAAUUUUUAGAUGAGAUGGACUCUAUACUUGGGUUCAAACUGUCCCAAAUCCUUUCCGAAGGCCCAAAUGCUGAGCUCAAUAAAACCGAAAAUUCCCAGCCGGCUAUAAUGGCAACGUCGAUACUAAUACUUCGAAUACUGGAAGAAGAGUUCGGCUUCGAGACAAAAUCUCGAAUAAAUGUUACCCUCGGCCAUAGUUUGGGCGAGUUCUCCGCACUGGCUGCUGGAAGUUACCUUGAUUUUGGCGAUGCGCUGAAAUUAGUGAGACGUCGGGCGGAAAUAAUGUCUCAAUGCACUCGAGAUGCCACUGAGAGCUCAGGAGAGGACUACGGCAUGAUAGCACUUAUCUGUGAACCCGAUCGUCUGAGUGAACUGAUUGCUACUAUCCACGAAUUCAUUGGACGCGGCCCAUCGAAUCUGAACGACGAUUCGAACUACGGGUUUCAGGCAUUUCAACAAGUGAUGGUUGCAAAUGUCAAUUCUAGGGACCAGAUCGUACUCAGCGGCAGCCUUCCAAGAAUAAAGGCUUUGCUUAUCCAGCUCCGCCAGUUUGGAGGGCAUGAUCCACGUGCGGUGAAAUUAAGAUGUGAAAGCCCGUUUCACAGCUCCAUAAUGCUACCCGCUGCCAACUACAUGAAACAGGCCCUUGAACAUAUGAAUAUUAAUUUUCCAGCACAAAUUCCAUGUAUUUCCAAUGUGUCGGGCUUGCCAUUCAAUUCCAAGGAGGAACUCAAGGUCUUGUUAUCGCAGCAAUGUGUCGAAACGGUGAAAUGGUGGGAUAGCAUUCGAUACUUAGGCCAAGUGCAAGGAGUAAGACGAUGGAUUGGCAUAGGACCCGGAAAAGUCGGUAGAAACCUGGUUGGAAAAGAGGUGGGUAACGUGACGGCUAAUGGCGGUGGUGUAUGGUCUAUCUGUGAUCCCCUGGAGGUCGAGAAUAUCCUCAUUGCCUUUGAAAAGACUAAGAGCGAUGCCCUGCAUGAUUGAUAUGGUUAUUGGGCUUGGAUUGUUUACAGUUCC
Messenger RNA from Aspergillus sclerotioniger CBS 115572, 1424 nucleotides. RefSeq names its product ACP S-malonyltransferase. Gene Ontology annotation, biological process: fatty acid biosynthetic process. Gene Ontology annotation, molecular function: [acyl-carrier-protein] S-malonyltransferase activity. The coding region runs from base 186 to 1391 and encodes 401 amino acids. Gene Ontology annotation, cellular component: mitochondrion. NCBI's taxonomy places the organism in Eukaryota, Fungi, Ascomycota, Eurotiomycetes, Eurotiales, Aspergillaceae. The transcript has 2 exons. The record is from RefSeq and is a predicted model, not a curated record.